AUGCCUGCACCUUAUGGAUUAACAGGGCUCAAAUACAAAGAAUAUUUAAAAAAUCAGGACGAUGAGAAAAAAAUUAAGGAGGAAGAAUUAGCGAAUAAAAGAAAGGAACGAGAAGAAAAAAGACUGAACAAACAAAAAUCUCAAAGCAAAAAACGUGUUCAACUGAAACGCCCAAAAAAUCCCCUUAAAAAGCAAGCUAAGAAAAUGAAAGUAGAACAUGAUGAUCACACACAACCUGCCGAAGAUUUUAUAACAACAGAUAAUUUAGAAGCAAGUGAAGAGACUGAAAUAGAAACCAGGAGAACUACUACGACUUGUACUGAAUUUAAGGACAAUUUAUUUGAUAGAUAUGUACUGGUUCAAUUUGAGAGUGGAAAGAGAAUGCGUCAUUUUGUAGGAAAAGUGAUAAUGGUAAAUGACAAUGAAAGAAAAUAUAAAGUAGAUUUUCUUAGAAAAAAAUCCGUUGUGGAAAAUGUUGUCAAUUUUGCAAAACCAAUAGUGCCAGAUAUUGCAGAAGUUGAUUUCGAUGAUAUUAAACGUGUAUUCGGUACACCGAAUAUUUCUAGGCGCGGAUUAAUUUGUUUUGACGAUUUAGUAUUUAAAGAUAUUGAAUAA
Messenger RNA from Parnassius apollo (apollo), 615 nucleotides. The record is from the annotation of a GenBank genome assembly. NCBI's taxonomy places the organism in Eukaryota, Metazoa, Arthropoda, Insecta, Lepidoptera, Papilionidae.